UCCUUGUAGUCGUAUGUAAUGAGCAGUAUAUAUAUGCACACAAACCUAGCUACAAAGACAUUUUAACACCCAUAACCAAAAUGAAGGAGCAGCUCUUCACCACCGUCACCAAAUGCCACCGCAUCUUCUUCCUCUUCCUCUUCCUCUCACAGGGGGCAGCCCAAUCGGGCCCCACCCCGGAAAACAACCCCACCAUGUACGCCCGCUUCACCCCCUCCAUGGCUGUCAUCAUAUCCAUCCUCGUCGCCGCGCUCUUCUUCAUGGGCUUCUUCGCCAUCUACAUCCGCCACUGCUUCGACUCCUCUGGUGGGGCCAGCGUCAGCCGCGGCGGCCUCUCCCUCCUCAGGGCACGCCGCGCCGCCGCCGCCCGCGGGCUGGAGCCGUCGGUGAUCGAGACGUUCCCGACCUUCUCCUACUCGGAGGUGAAGGACCACAAGAUCGGCAAGGGCGCGCUCGAGUGCGCCGUCUGCCUCAACGAGUUUGAGGACGACGAAACGCUGCGUUUGCUGCCCAAGUGCGACCACGUCUUCCACCCCGACUGCAUCGACGCCUGGCUCGCUUCGCACACCACCUGCCCGGUCUGCCGGGCCGAUCUCAUCCCCCAGACCGGUUUCGAACCGGUCCAACCGCCUGACGAUGCAGUGGUAAUAAGUGAAUUGAGAGACAACGACCAGCAGAUUGUAAUCCAAGUGGACGAAGAAGAGCGAAACCCGAGCUUCGAGGUGCCAAACCGGAGGCCGAAAAUGGUCGGUUUGGGUAAGUUCCGGUCGCAUUCGACCGGGCACUCGCUGGUCCAACCGGGUGAGAAUCUCGAGCGCUUUACUCUGAGGUUACCCGAGGGAGUGAGGAAGGAGGUGAUGGACCGGGCAAAGCUGAACCGGUCUAGAAGUCUUGCGGCCGGACUAGAAAGAGAAGGAAGUUCGAGAAAAGGAUACCGGACCGGGGGAGAAGAGGGCAGCAGCCGGGCCGGGAGGUUCAAUAAGAGACUCGAGCUACCCGGUCGAGGAGCGAAUGCGGACCGGUGGGUGUUUUUCACGAGAGGGAUAUCGUUCCGAUCGCCGAGGGUGGUGGCGGAGAGCAGCAAGACGCCGGUGAAGAUGCCUUCGUUCAAGUGCUUGGAACCAAAAACCGACGGGGAUGACAACCGACCAUUUUCUGAGCCGCCGCCGGUUUAGAGGAGUUGAUUAGUCAAUAUUUGGCCAUGCAGUAGGGAUAGGUUCAGUGGAAAAGUCAAACUAGCUAUUUUGAUUAUUCCAUCGGAAUCGGAUACUAAAUACUCCAAUUGUUUUAGUUUUUUCGUCCAUAAAACGCAUUUGUAUUGAUUUUCCACUUUUUUAAAAAAAAAUUAUUUGAUUAUAAUUUUUUACCGUUCUUCGAUA
Messenger RNA from Salvia splendens (bonfire salvia), 1379 nucleotides. RefSeq names its product E3 ubiquitin-protein ligase ATL6. NCBI's taxonomy places the organism in Eukaryota, Viridiplantae, Streptophyta, Magnoliopsida, Lamiales, Lamiaceae. The transcript has a single exon. The record is from RefSeq and is a predicted model, not a curated record. The coding region runs from base 81 to 1175 and encodes 364 amino acids.